AUGGGAGGACUUCAAAAUUGCAUGGCCUGCAUUGCGCUGGCGGUUUUAGCAGUUCUACUUCCAACCACGACUGCUAGGCACGACAAUAGAUAUCAAAUCCACCAGUUGAAAAAGAAUCAUAGCGUCUUGCGCCACCCAAAACGCGAGGCUACCUGCCAACAAUCAGGAUUUACGCUAUGUCCUGCUUCCGCAGACGGUGGGUGUUGUCCCGAAAAUUAUGCCUGUGCCAUAUCGUCCUGCUACGCCACAACGGCGGGACCUACGUCCGCAUGUGGAACAUCAGGAUAUUAUAACUGUCCACUUACAGCUGGUGUAGGGGCCUGCUGUCCUGUGGGUUUUCUUUGUGGACGCGACACAGAGGACUGCUUGCCGCCGGCCGGAGUAUAUUCGCAAUCAUGUCCAUCAUUGUGGUUUGGUUGCGCAUCUUCUCUUGGGUACGGUUGUUGUCCAGACGGGAUGAUCUGCGGCGAGGCCACUUGUUAUGGGACCUCCCUUAAAACGCUUCCAGUAAGCGAAACGGUAACCACUACUAACUCGAGGGGAAAUACUAUUACGACUGUGGUCACGAGCUCUUCUGUCAUUUCACCAGGUCCAGAUCCAUCGGAUACAUCGUCUGCUGCAGUUGGUGGUGUGGCAAAAUUAGUUCCUAGUACCGUCUCUAAGUUGCCGGCUAUUGAAACUGGUGGCGGCGAUGGUAACGGUGGUAACAGUGGUAACGGCCUCAGUCAAGCACAGAUUGGCGGUAUAGUUGGGGGUGCUAUCGCAUUUCUAGCUAUCAUAAUCGUCAUCGCCGCGAUUAUUAUAUGGCGGCUUAGACGAACGGAGAAAGCUGCCAAAGCCGCAGCAAAGUCCAGGCACGGGAACUCCAACGGCGAACCGCACUCGCAGAAAUCGGGUUAUGGACAAUUGUCAAUAUCAGAAGUCGACGGUACAGAUGUGGAUUCUCUUAGGCGAACCCGGAACGCCCACUUUCGAGCCCGAUCCGACUCGUCCACUGCUGGUGAGCAAUCCCGUUCGGAGACGCCAAACUACUAUGGCUCGAAUGCUUCCACGACGCCGCCUGCUUGGCCCGGAUAUUUCCCCCAGAUUCCAAGAUCUGACGCCGCAUCAGACGGUCGCCAGUCAAGUCUAGAUUCCUAUGGCGCACAUCACGAUAACGGGUACUUUCCCGCACGACCCAGCGUCGACUCAGAGAUACCUCGUACGCACGCGCGCCAAUGGAGUGACGCAAGCGAAUUAGACGGCAGUAUCGUCGGUGCGCAUGGCGUAUCAGAAUUAGGCAGUCCUGUCGCGCUCGAGGCGGCAAGACGACGGUCUAACAGCUCAACGCGCCCUCCUAGGGCCCAAGUCAGACGGUCCAGCGACCCAUCUGGGAACUCACGAGGGACGCGCGGCGAGGGCGUAACACCGACAGCAACCAAUCUAGGAACGCUUGCCGAGAUUAGCGAACUACAUGGAUAUUAUGGAUCUCCAGAUAUCGCAGUUGGGCAGACUGCUGCGAGGCUCAAUAAAAAGAAUUCAGCUAUUAGCUCAUCGCCGGGGUACGACACAUAG
This is a messenger RNA of Daldinia childiae, 1554 nucleotides long. RefSeq lists its product as uncharacterized. Bases 1 to 1554 code for a protein of 517 amino acids. The transcript is spliced from 2 exons. The record is from RefSeq and is a predicted model, not a curated record. Lineage: Eukaryota; Fungi; Ascomycota; Sordariomycetes; Xylariales; Hypoxylaceae.